CUUUCUUUUUUUCUACUUCAAUUUCUAUUUUUUGCAAUAAUAAAUUCCAUUUUCAAAUUAUUUUUUUUUGCAAAUCAUGCCUCGUCCCAUUCGCAAACAAACAGCCAAGUCAAGCACAGCAACCACCAAACUACAAGACAAGGAAAACAACACCCCCGUAACCCGACGCUCCCAAAGACAACAACAAGAACAAACUCCUCCGCCAAAAUUCAAUCCACCAGCUCAAUUUGAAACUCCCUCGGCAAAGUCGCCUAAAUAUGGUCGUUCGAGACUGAGCAGCAGUUCUUUUAGACGCGUGUCCUUGGCUAAUACCUCCCCUGAUGGCUCGGUGUUUGAUGACUUGAUUGAUGGGUUUUCGCCUAUUAAACGCGCGCCGCCGCCAGAGAGUGAAAAUGACUUGGACUUGGUAGCUAUGCCCGAUCGUAUUGACGAGGAAGAAGAGGAAGAUGGUGAUGGUGAUGGUGAUAGCAGUAGUGAAGGGCAAGACGAAGACGAGGAGGAAGAGAGCUCGGCUGAGUUUGACAUUGACUCUUUGGUCAAUAAGGGUAAGAAGAGAAGGAUUAGCGCAGAAUUUGAUCUCGAACUACUUGAUCGCGAACGAGUCGGCGCUGGACUGCCCAAACGAAACCGCACCCUAAAAUCCAAUACUGCUGAGACCAAGGCAAAGAAACCGACAACAACGACAACAACAACAAAUAAGACGAAGACGACGGUCAAGAAACCAGCGGCUGCUACCGCCAAAAAGACAAACCCUCUCCGCAGCACAACUACCACGAACACCACAACCAAGGCAAAGACUGUUGCCGCAUCUAACAAAAUAAUCAACAGCAAAAAGGACCCCUUGUGGCCUAUUGAUGCAAAAACCACAAAGUACUUUGACGAUAUCGACGGAUUCGAAUUGGCCGAAGAAGCCGUUUAAAAUAUUAAAAAUUGUUGUAUUGUAUUGUUCUAAAAAAUAUUUUUGAUCUUUUUUAAUAUACACAUAAUGUCAAUAGUCA
Kickxella alabastrina is the source of this 998-nucleotide messenger RNA. RefSeq lists its product as uncharacterized. The coding region runs from base 77 to 919 and encodes 280 amino acids. Lineage: Eukaryota; Fungi; Kickxellomycota; Kickxellomycetes; Kickxellales; Kickxellaceae. The transcript has a single exon. The record is from RefSeq and is a predicted model, not a curated record.